AAGAAACCGACGGGAAAAGAAAAGGCAUCAACUAUCUUGUGAUCGACGGAAGGAUAUUUUUCUCAGAAAUUUCAAAGCUCCUUUUUCUCAUUAAAAACAACGGUUUAAAUUCGAGAGAAUUUGCGGCUUGCGCGCCACGAAACGGAAAGCCCCUGUGACUGGAGUCUACACUUGUGUGUGCGAAGAAUAACGGCGGCAGCAGAUGAAGUCCAAUUGUAGUGCGUGAGCUUUUUCUUUUUCUUUUUUUUUUGGUUAAUUCUAGUUUCCGAUUAAUUAUCGUCACCGCCAUGGCGACGGUGAGGCGUCUUUCCGCCGCAGUCGCCACCUGCCGCUCCGCCGUCCGCUCCAAAGCCCUAGCUUCCUCUGCUUCCUCUCCUCUCCGGCCUUGCGAAUCUCCUCGAAUUCCCCCGCUUCCUCUCUUCAAUCGUCAUAUUCAGCAUGGUGGAGUAAACAAUACAUCAGAUGGGUUUUCAUCAAGAUCUCAAGUGUACAUUCCCGCUAUCUUGGCUGGAUUGCUUGGAUUCGGGUUCGUAGAUGUGGCAUUUGCAGAUGCAGCAGAGGAUCUCCCCAAGACUCCGUCGCCUCCAGUUUCUUCCCCAACUCCAAGCUAUAGUGAUCUCGAGAAAACUGCGAAGGAAUUAAGGAGUCGAAUUGAAGAGCUGCUUAAGAACAAAGGAAUGCAAUAUGGUUCUUAUCCUCAAUUUGUUGUAAGCAUCAAGGGGGAAAAGAUCGCAGUUAGGUUCCAAGUUCCUCCUGCUUGUGAAAUUCCAUUGUUGAUUGCAAACCUUGUCUCAAAUCUUGGGGUCAAGGUUGAUGACGGUGCUUCUGGAACAGCAAUGUUGUUACGGGCUUGGGACAGUGGCGUGGCUUGGCAAUUAACACUUAGCUAUCCAAAAACUGAACCUGGUCAAAGUCAUCCAGAAGCAAAAGAUAGCUCGAAGGAGGAUCUCUGUAUUCUUAUGUUCCGGCCUCUAGUUGGUUCUAAUAAAGCUGAAAUUGAGUUCAUCAAGGUAGGAAUUUUAACUCCUGACGAGCUUGAUGCUUUGGCUUCUGUUCUGCAAGUAGCUGGACAACAGAAAACUUUGGAAGCAAGACCAAAAAGUGAUGUCACACAUGCUCCUAAAAUCGACAGAACCAUUGCCAGUUUAGAAGCUAUGGGAGUGAGGAUUUUUGGGCUUUCUAAUUCUAAUAUUGAUCCAUCAAUAUGUAAUAUCACAUGGGACAACAUUGCUGGGUAUGAGGAACAGAAACGGGAAAUUGAAGAUACAAUUUUGCUAGUGAUCCAAUGUCCUGAAGUGUAUGAUGAUAUUGCUCGUGGAACUCGCUCUAAAUUUGAGAGCAAUAGGCCUAGAGCCGUACUUUUUGAAGGCCCACCAGGUACUGGGAAGACAUCUUGUGCUCGUGUAAUUGCUAAUCAAGCGGGAGUUCCCUUGGUGCAUGUGCCGCUUGAAGUGAUCAUGUCAAAAUAUUUUGGGGAAAGCGAGCGUCUACUUGGAAAGGUGUUUAACCUUGCCAAUGAGCUGCCUAAUGGGGCAAUAAUUUUCCUAGAUGAGGUUGAUUCUUUUGCAAUUGCUCGUGAUGGUGAGACACAUGAAGCAACUCGUAGAGUUCUAUCAGUUCUACUGCGUCAGAUUGAUGGAUUUGAGCAGGAUAAGAAAGUAGUCGUGGUUGCUGCAACAAAUAGAAAAGAAGAUCUUGACCCUGCUUUGAUAAGUCGAUUUGAUUGUAUGAUAUAUUUUGGCCUACCGGAUGAACCCACACGUUGUGAAAUCGCCGCUCAGUAUGCCAAGCACUUGACAAAAUCUGAACUAGCUGAAUUUGCUACUGUUACUGGAAAGUAAGUUCUUAUACAUUUUCAUGAUAAUAUAACACCUACUUUGACACCAUUCGAACAAAGAUUCUUUUAUUAUUGUAUGAUAUAUUGUGCAGAGAACUCCUAGGUAGAGAGUUGUGUUAGCAGCAUUGUGUUUUGGUACAGUUGCACCCUAGACAAAAUUGUAUCAUGUAGGGGCCUGCCAUAUAAAAUUAGAAAUUUCAUCUCUACCUUUACAUAGUUUCAGCAUUGUGGAUUGAUAUAAAGCAUAUAAGUUAAAUCUUAGUUGUGGAGAUUUUCUGGGGUUUAUUGAGAUAGUUUGACGCAUCGACAGAAAAAUUUGUUGUUAUUUCAGGAUGUUUGCUAUUUAACUGUGUUGACUGCUCUUGUAAUUCAGCAUGUCAGGUCGUGAUAUUCGUGAUGUAUGUCAGCAGGCAGAGCGACGUUGGGCUUCAAAGGUAGGAUAAUUUCAGUGAACUCUAAUCUGCAUCAGCUCCAUUAUUCUUUAUGGUUCUUGAAAAACCUAUCUUUUUCCUCUGAUAUGAUAGAUUAUACGAGGAAAAGCAAAUCAAACUGAAGAGAAACCAUCACUUCCACCCCUGAAGGAAUACAUUACAAGUGCAAUCCAUCGGCAACAAGCUCUAUCUAGUAUUGCACCCCAAAACCAACGCCCUAAUUCUGUAAAAAAGAAGCCGCAAUUUGAUUUUAUUUGAAGAUGAUGCUCAAAACAGUCAAGUUUGGUGCCAGUAGUUUAUCUGUAGCCAAUCAACUGAAGCUGCGUGAGGUAAUCUAUUAGUGUUUAGGAGCCUAAAACUGCAGGAGAAGUUGACUGAAGAUAUGCUUUUCUGAUCUUUGGAGAAGAGAUCAUUGUUGUAUAGAUUAACUGUUGUAAAUUAGGGAAGCAGUUUCGGUGGUUUUAUUCGCUGCAGUCAGCAUUAUUACAUUGACAAAAAAGAAUUAUUUAAUUUUCCGUUCCAAGUAAAGAGGGACAAAUGUUACUGGAAAAGUGGUGCAAAUGAUGCAAAACAAAAACAGACGUCAGCAAUCUAUUUGGAAAUCUUGAUAUAGCCAGCAUGAGUGGAGUUGGGGGACCUUAACCAAAGUACCCAAGUCAGGCACUAACAAACAUUUGGAAGACUCAGGCCGAUAGAAGAAGCCCACACACUUGCAGUCUUUACUGCACUGAUCCUUGCAUUGUGCUAGACCCACUGGCCCCAUUCCUUCGUUAUAAGUACUUGUGUAGGUGUUCUACUCCAUCAACUUUAUAGUAUUUAACAUUGGGCCCUCCUGCUUUGCAUCUGACACUCGGUUGUCCAUGGGCUAUCCCUCUCCAUCACCACGAAAGUUAUCUCCCAUGCACCCCAAUCCACAUUUUCGUAGUAAGUAUAUAUCCUUGCGUUACCAUCAGUGUCAACUCGAAGCAUACUGUAAGUGCUGUUGUAUUUCGGCCUUGCCAAAAUGAUAUUGAAGGUAAGCUCUAAGGCAUAGUCUUUCCCAUAUUCUGGCUCAUAGGUAAAACUUACAUCGUCCAGAAAAUUGAACAACAGCCUAGUGAUUAUGUUACUAUCUUUCCUGAUAAUAGACCAUGGUUCAAUUCUCACUAGGAGUUAUAAGGGGGGUUUCAUUGUAUUUCUCUUUAUUACUUUUCAUAACUAUCAAAAUAUAUUAUAUGAUCUUUAAGAAAAAUAAUAAUUUAUUUUCAAAGUCUAUUUUUCAUGUGCAACACAUGUUAUUUGGAUUGAGGGAUAAUUUUGUCAUUUUAAUUUUUUAAAUUUUAAUUUCUUUUUUUAUUCGUCUUUUUUUUAGAUUCUUUUUCUUAUAUUUC
This is a messenger RNA of Oldenlandia corymbosa var. corymbosa, 3638 nucleotides long. Lineage: Eukaryota; Viridiplantae; Streptophyta; Magnoliopsida; Gentianales; Rubiaceae. The record is from the annotation of a GenBank genome assembly.